Messenger RNA from Microdochium trichocladiopsis, 902 nucleotides. RefSeq lists its product as uncharacterized. NCBI's taxonomy places the organism in Eukaryota, Fungi, Ascomycota, Sordariomycetes, Xylariales, Microdochiaceae. The transcript has a single exon. The coding region runs from base 376 to 864 and encodes 162 amino acids. The record is from RefSeq and is a predicted model, not a curated record.
UUCCUAUGCUGUGCAUGGCGUCGUGGGCGGGUUUAGAGUUUCUCCUCAGCCUGUUAGGCAUCGCAUCAACGCCAAGCUGGAGGGACGGACAAGUUUCUAUCUAGCAAGACCACACCCCCCACACGCACAUGGUUUCUUCGAUACACGCAACAACGUAUGCACACGACUACGCGGCUUAGAAGGGGGGUUCCGUGACUGCGAACUUGAUUUAAUGUGGUCAUUAUCGUGGUCCACUCUUGGCUGGAACGACGACGACGACGCUCAUGACGCAUUGGGACUCUUAGAGGGGCUGCUUUUCCCUCUUUCCUUCUGCAGUGACCUUAUGUAUCUGUGCUCUGGGGGCUCGUCAUUCGCUAGGACAGACCAGAAAGCCUGAUGAUGGAACCAAGGCGAAAUCAGUCAUCCACACUGCCGUGCCACGCAACCUUGUGCGUCCACUACCAUCCAAGCCCCAUUGCGUGCUCGAUCACUGGAGCUGGUUUCACACCGCACGGCAAGCAGUCGCGUCGUGUGCGAAGCUUGACGAAGAAGACAGUUGCGAUCCGUAUAUGGCAGCCAUGGUCAUGGGUCAUGUGUGCGUGCACAUCCCGAUCCGGCCCAGCCCAGCGCAGGCACCCGGGGACCAGCGAGGCAGUAGACUCUUGGCAGACGAGUCAGGUCAGGCUUCCUGACGCCCGAGCUUUGCAAGUCCCAGCGGGGAGGAGCCAUGUCAAGAUAACUUUCACAGAUGUCAAAGAGAGCCCGAGACCUGGGCUGGGUGGCUGGAAUCCCGCCCAGCACAGCCAACACCGCCCCAAGAAGGCCCAGCGGGUCAGGAUAUUUUUAGAGAAACAGGCACGCUUACCAAAUCAAGGGGCCCUCUGAUGUCCGCGAGGUCUGAUUGGCUGCAGCAGACAUCCCAC